AUGGCCUGGGUUGGUAGUGGGAUUGUCUUUGUCGGUCUCAUCUUCGGUGCCUUCUUCAUCUACGACGCUUCCACCUAUAACGAGCACGCCGUUGCUGCCGAGUGCGAUGUUUCGCAACUCGCACUAAGUCCUCGGCGGGGCGGCCCCAAGAACCUCCCCAUUGCAGAUGUCCUCAUAGACGACGAGGACACCGAGGAGCAUAAGAAGAGGAAGGACAAGCCAAAGCUGGUGAUCCUCGGUGGUGGCUGGGGCGGUGUGGCCCUGCUGAAGGAGCUCAACCCGGAGGACUACCACGUUACCGUCAUCUCGCCCGCCAAUUACUUCCUGUUCACGCCAAUGCUGCCGUCGGCGACUGUCGGGACACUCGAGAUGAAGUCUCUUGUCGAGCCGAUAAGGAGGAUACUGGCAAGGGUGAAGGGCCACUUCAUCCGUGCCAAGGCCGAAGACGUCGACUUCUCAAGCAGGCUUGUGGAGGUCUCGCAGCUCGACGCCCAAGGCAAGACUGUCAGGUUCUACGUUCCAUAUGACAAAUUGGUUAUUGCUGUAGGGUCGCAGACAAAUCCCCACGGCGUCAAGGGGCUGGACAACUGCCACUUCCUCAAGGAUAUAAGAGAUGCUCGAGUGAUCAGAAACCAGGUCAUACAGAAUCUUGAAUUGGCCUGCCUCCCAACCACCCCAGACGAGGAGCGGAGACGCCUCCUCUCAUUCGUGGUCAGCGGCGGUGGUCCGACAGGCGUGGAAUUCGCAGCUGAGCUGUAUGAUCUGCUUAACGAGGAUCUGACCAAGCAUUUCCCGAAGCUACUGCGCAACGAAAUUUCGGUACACCUGAUCCAGAGCCGUGGGCACAUCCUCAACACCUACGAUGAGGCCGUGUCCAAAUACGCUGAAGAGCGCUUCAAACGAGACGGGAUCAAGGUCCUCACCAACUCCAGAGUGUCCGAGGUGAAGAAGGACAGCAUCGUUUUCACACAGAAAGGCGAGGAUGGCAAGACAGUCACCAAGGAGCUACCAAUGGGCUUCUGCCUGUGGUCCACGGGUGUCUCCCAGACAGACUUCAGCCAGACCCUGGCGAAGAAGCUCGGCAACUACCAGACCAACCGGCACGCACUCGAGACUGACACGCACCUGCGCCUGAACGGCGCGCCCCUGGGCGACGUCUACGCCAUCGGUGACUGCUCGACGGUGCAGAAUAAUGUGGCCGACAACAUCGUAACUUUCCUGCGCGGGAUGGCCUGGAAGCACGGAAAGGACCCGGAGAGCCUGGACCUGCACUUCACCGAGUGGCGCAAGGUGGCGGCCGAGGUGAAGCGCAAGUUCCCCCAGGCCGUCGGCCAUCUGAAGCGGCUGGACCGCCUAUUCGCCGAGUUCGACAAGGACCAGAGCGGCACUCUCGAUUUUGGCGAGCUGAGGGAGCUGCUCAAGCAGAUCGACAGCAAGCUCACCUCGCUGCCCGCGACCGCCCAGCGCGCCAACCAGCAGGGACAGUACCUCGCCUACAAGUUCAACAAGAUGGCCCACGCCGCACCCGGGCUAAGAGCGAACGACAUUCGUGACGGCGACCUCGACGACGCCGUCUACAAGGCCUUCGAGUACCACCACCUCGGCAGCCUCGCCUAUAUCGGCAACUCGGCGGUCUUCGACCUCGGUGGCGGGUGGAACCUGAGCGGCGGGCUGUGGGCCGUGUACACCUGGCGCGGCGCCUAUUUUGCGCAGUCCGUGAGUUUCAGGACGAGGAUGCUCAUGAUGAUGGACUGGACCAAGCGUGGUCUGUUCGGACGAGAUCUUAUGAGCUACUAG
This is a messenger RNA of Diaporthe batatas, 1797 nucleotides long. RefSeq lists its product as uncharacterized. The transcript has 2 exons. The record is from RefSeq and is a predicted model, not a curated record. The coding region runs from base 1 to 1797 and encodes 598 amino acids. Gene Ontology annotation, molecular function: NADH dehydrogenase activity; calcium ion binding. NCBI's taxonomy places the organism in Eukaryota, Fungi, Ascomycota, Sordariomycetes, Diaporthales, Diaporthaceae.